AUGACCGCGGCGCCGGAGAUCGCCUGGGGCGUGCUCGUGCGCACGCCGGACACGGACGCGCGGCACCCGCAGUUCGUGGCGCUCUGCGCCGAGAGCGUGGUGCUCGGCCGCCGGCCCGAGCGCUACCACGGCGCGCGCGCGGACCGCGUCCGGCUCGCCCACAGCCGCGUCUCCGGCGUGCAGUGCCUGCUGCACGUGAACCUCGACGGCGUGCGCCUCGAGCAGCACGCGCGCGCGAGCAACGAGACGAAGGUGAACGGCCACACCAUCGCCGACGCGCGGCGGCUCGAGUCCGGCGACACGAUCACGCUGCUGCAGAGUCGGGACGUGAUCAAGUACGACUACUUCCCGGCGGGCGACGCCGGCGAGGACCGCCUCGUCGCGGCGCUCGAGGCGCGGGGGCGCGGCGCCGCGCGCGAGCUCGCCGCGGUCCGGGAAGAGGCCGCGCGGCUCCGGGCCGCGGCCGCCGACGACGCGCGGCGCCUCGGCGCCGCGGAGGACGCCCUCGAGGCCCUGCGGCGGCGCGAGCUCGACGCCGUCGGCCGCGCGCGCCGCGACGAGCGGAGGCGGCGGGCGAUCGUCCAGGACGCCGUCGGCCCGCUGGAGCGGCGGCUGCGGGAGGCGGACGGCCUCGACGCGCUGGCCGCCGAGCGCGACGCGGCCAACGCCGCCUUCGACCGCGAGCGCGAGCGCGCCGCGGGGCUCGCCGCGCGGCUCGCCGGCGUCCGGGCCGAGGGGAAAUGCGAACUCCACACGCUCUUGGCGCUCGAGCUCGCGGCGGACGGCGCGCCGGGCGGCGACGACGACGACGUGGGCGGCGGCUUCGAUGGCGGCGACGAGUCUAUGGGCGACGACGGCUUUGGCGGCGAUGGCUUUGGCGGCGGCGACGACGACGUGGGCGACGACGGCGGCGGCGGCUUCGACGACGCCGGCGGCGGCGGCGACGACCGCGUCGCGCCGUCGCCCGACGAGUUCGGGCUCGACGCCUUCCUCAAGGAGGCGGACCAGGAGCGGCGGUGGCGCCUGUCGCAGGAGCGGCGGCGCCUGUCGCAGGAGCGGUCGGACGCCGAGCUCGCCGCGGAGCUCGCGGCGCGGCCGCCGACGCCGGCCGACGGCGACCGGACGCGCCGCGACGCCGAGCUCGCCGCCGCGUGGCCGCCGACGCCGGCCCGUACGGCGCCCGUCGACGACGACGACGACGACGGCGCGCGGUCGAGCUCCGACGACGGCGCGAGCUCCGCCGACGAGUCCGAGGCGCCGCCGUCCGCCGCGGAGGCCUUCGCGGGCCUCGGCGACGACGGCGCGCUCCGGGCCUUCCUCGCGGAGCGCCUCGCGGCCCAGGGCAACGCCGCGUCCGCGGCGGCGGCGCGCCGCGCGCUCGUGGCCGUCGCGCCCGCGGGAUUCGCGGACGCGUACGGGGAGGGCGUCUUCUCUAAUUUGUGUACGCGUGUGUGGGCGCCGCUGAGCGUCAUCUGCCAGAACUUGGAGCUCUCGCCGGACUCGUUCGCGGCGUUCGCGCCGACGAACUCGAGGCGCGCGGACUCGGCGCCCGCGGCGGGCGGCGGCGCGUCCUCGUCCUGUUGGCGCGGGGAUUUCGCCUUCGCCGCGGGCUUGGCCUUGGCGGGGGAUUUCGCCUUCGCCGCCGGCUUCUUUUGCACCGUGGCCUUCUUGGCGACCUUUUUGCUCUUGGCGGCGGCCUUCGCUUUUGGCGGCGGCGUCGUCGUCUCGCCGCCGAAGGAGCUGAAGAAGGCGCCCAUGGUGUGGCUCGUGUUCGUCAUGGGCACGUUCGUCGUGCCGCCGACGUGGUCGCGCAGGAACACGGCCGCGCCCGCGGGGUCGCUCGUCGCGAAGCGCACGUUCUUCGGCUUCGGCAAGGCGGACGCGCCACCGCCGGUGUCGCUCGAGGGCAAGGUCUGCUGGGUCGUCGGCGGCGUCGACGUCGUGGGCCAGCACGUCGUGCGCGGGCUGCUGGACGCGGGCGCGUCGGUCAUCGUGAACACGCGGUCGACGACGCGGCUCGAGGCGCUCGUCGAGGGCCUCGGCCGCCCCGAGCGGCUCACGCCGAUCAAGGGCUCGCUGCUGCCCGGCCGCGCCGAGGCGACGGUGGACCGCGUCAUGGAGAUGAGCGGCAACCGGCUGGACCACGUCGUCGCCCACGCGGGCGUGCGCUACUGGGCCGGCCGCGGCGCCUGCGACGAGACGCGGACGCUCGCGGGCGACCACCUCUUCUCGCUCUCGGACGAGGAGUUCGCGCAGAAGGCCGUCCAGGUGCCCGCGCUCCACUUCUCCGCGGCGCGGCUCCUCAUGCCGCGCGUGGCCAACGACGCGGAUGCGUCCUACACCUUCGUCCUCGGCGACGCCGUCGACGGCGCGCGGUCCGCGCUCGGCGGCAUCAACUCGCGCGCGUGCGCCGGGCUCGCCUGCGCGUGCCGCCACGAGCUCAAGGGCGUCGCGUGCAAAAUCAACCAGCUGAACCUGUCCGUGCCCGGCGCGUUCGCCGACGCCGCCGCGGAGGACGCCUUCCUCCGCGACCUCGGCGCGGCGACGGCCGGCGUCGCCGCGCGCGCGUCCGGCGACCAGGCGCUCGUCGAGGACGUCGCCGGCGCCGCGGGCAUCGCGCGCGUCAAGGCCGCCUACCCGGCCGCCGCGGGCCUCCUCGACGCCGGCGACGCCGACGAGGCCCUCCGCGCCUAG
Molecule: messenger RNA, 2694 nt
Organism: Aureococcus anophagefferens
Lineage: Eukaryota; Pelagophyceae; Pelagomonadales; Pelagomonadaceae
Exons: 6
Coding region: 1-2694 (897 amino acids)
Molecular function (GO): protein binding
Source: RefSeq, a predicted model, not a curated record